CUGCAAUGUGCGACCGCGUAGGACUGCAAGCAAUGUGAGUUCCGACCUGCAAUAUUAUAAGCGACCAUCCCAUAACCCACGCACCGCCCGAUUACGAAUACAGUGCCACUUUGCGUGCGUCUGUGUUGCAUAGUCUGGUACCUGCUGUCCGAUUUGUCCGUCAUGCGAUCAACAAAGUCAGUCAAAUUUUAAUGUUUUUGAGUUCCAGGAAUAAUAUUUUGCACAGUUCCGGCAGAUCAGGCAGAUCAGGCAGUUCCGGCUUUUACCAAUUGCCCAUAGUCAGAAAGCUGAAUAACGCUGCAAAUUUAGCCAGAUUUGUUUGCCUAGCUUUGGUCAUUUUAGUCUUUCUGAAGUCCGAUCGGCCUGAAGUCUGUCAUCAUUAUUGGGUUUCACUUGCUGGUAAUUAGUAACUGGCAGUGUUCAGCUUUUUAGGAGACAUUUUGAUGAGCUGAUCAGUCACAUUAUGUCGAGACUUCGAGGAGGUGGACCAGCAUCAGGGAGGGGAAGGGUACCCCUGAAUCCCAGAGCAGGAUUUCAAAAACCUGCUGCUAAAGAUGUCAGUGGAGGGGUGUCAUCAGCAUUGCUGAAGCAGGCAAUGCGUAGUGGACAGCUGAAUCUAUCAAAUCGCGAACUCACAACAGUCCCAGACUCUGUUUGGCGCAUCAACAUUGACGUACCUGAAGAAGCCAAGUCGGUGUCGAUGGACAAGACAGAAGAUGGCUGGUGGGAACAAACUGACUUGGUGAAACUCAUCCUCGCUUGUAACAAACUCCAAGAGAUCUCGAAUGAUAUUCAACAACUGCCUGCACUUACUGUCCUGGAUGUCCACGACAACGCGUUGACUUCUCUACCACCAGCGAUUGGAGAGUUACUGAAUCUACAGAGACUCAAUGUCAGUCACAACAAAUUGACAAGUCUACCUACUGAGAUAUUUAAACUGCGACAUUUACUGACCCUACAUGCAGAGUUCAACGAUCUGACGGCAGUUGACGAAGGCAUAGGAGAAUAUAUUCACCUCGAAGAUCUGAAUCUGUCGCACAACAAGCUCACAACACUGCCGUACACGAUAGGUCAGCUCGGGAAACUCAAAACCAUGAAUAUAUCAGAGAACCAGAUCACGCUACUCCCAUCAACUAUGGGCCUUCUAAAAGCUGUUAGAAUCUUGGAGGCAUCCAACAACAAACUGCCUGAAAUUCCAACAGAAGUUGGCGACAUGAAGUCCCUGGAGCAGCUUUAUCUCCAACACAACGUCCUGACUGCUCUACCUCUACUGAGGGCUUGCAUCUCUCUCAAGGAGCUUCACGCUGGAAACAAUCGCAUUGUUGUCUUGUCCCCAGACCAUCUGGAGCACCUGACUACAGUCAAUGUAAUGUCUAUGAGAGACAACAAAUUGAAUGAGAUACCAGACGAGAUUAUAAAUGUCCGUAGCUUGCAGAGACUGGACCUUACAAACAACAACAUAUCAAGUUUGCCAAAUAAGUUGGGUACCCUGACUUCUUUGAAAUCGCUGGUGUUGGAGGGAAACCCAAUGCGUGGCAUACGCAGGGAUAUUGUUAGUCGAGGUACCCAAGGUAUCCUGAAGUACCUUCGUAGUCGCAUCGAGGAAGAGCCAUCAACCAAAGAUGCCACAGACGGCCCAUCAGCCUCGGACCCAUCAAGUGCAAUGGGUGUAGUUGCAGCUGUGGCUAGUAAAACCUUAGACUACAGUAAUAAGAAAGCAACUGAGGUACCAGUUACACUGUGGGAGCCAGCCAGGGAGGCUGAUGUCGCUGUCGUCAAUCUUAGCAAGAAUGCCUUCACUCAAGUACCUCCAAAUUUGAUACUCCUUUCAAAGACUGUGACUGAACUGAAUCUUGGCUUCAACAAACUAUCAACGCUCUCUGUCGAGUUACAGAUGAUGGUCAACCUGGUACAUCUGGAUCUCAGGAACAACGCAAUAAGUAAUCUUCCAUCAGAAUGGACUACAUUCAGCAAGUUACGGGAGAUUAAUCUUUCUUACAACCGGCUGAAAGAAGUGCCAGCUGUAGUCUUCACUUGGACUCAGCUAGAGAAUUUGAUCCUGGGCGACAACCAGAUUGGCAUUAUUGACGUCCCAAGCUUGAAGAAACUACCAAAGAUCGCUAGUCUGGAUCUACAGAAUAAUGACAUUAUGCAGGUACCACCAGAACUUGGUAACUUGGAAACACUGCGGUCUCUACAGCUUGGGGGCAACCCAUUCAGGACUCCUAGGCCAGCCGUCCUUGCUAAGAGUACAGCAGCUCUCUUGGCCUACCUCAAAGAUCGGAUUCCUACUUAGGUUAAUUAAACAAUAGGUGAUCAAAUCCAUCAAUAAUCUGAUCUGAAGAAUAAUCCUAACUCUUUCUUGCUACUAGUCUGCAUUAUAACACACCUCUUGGGUGUUCUGUAUUCUGGUUGGCUGAAACACGGUAACGUGGGAUGAACUAUU
Messenger RNA from Asterias rubens (European starfish), 2446 nucleotides. Its product is annotated as leucine-rich repeat-containing protein 40-like. The coding region runs from base 464 to 2296 and encodes 610 amino acids. The transcript is spliced from 14 exons. Gene Ontology annotation, molecular function: protein binding. NCBI's taxonomy places the organism in Eukaryota, Metazoa, Echinodermata, Asteroidea, Forcipulatida, Asteriidae. The record is from RefSeq and is a predicted model, not a curated record.